Molecule: messenger RNA, 888 nt
Organism: Oreochromis niloticus (Nile tilapia)
Lineage: Eukaryota; Metazoa; Chordata; Actinopteri; Cichliformes; Cichlidae
Product: macrophage receptor MARCO
Exons: 8
Coding region: 94-888 (264 amino acids)
Biological process (GO): extracellular matrix organization
Molecular function (GO): extracellular matrix structural constituent conferring tensile strength
Source: RefSeq, a predicted model, not a curated record
GGCGUCCUCCGGGUGGCAGACAUCACGUACACCGGUCGAGUUGGAGAUCCCGGGUCACCCGGCCCGCACGGCCUUAAUGGAGACAGAGGACGGAUGGGAAUACCUGGCGCCCCAGGACUGCCUGGCAGAUCAAUACUCGGACUGCGGGGAGUUGUAGGUCAGAAGGGAGUUCCAGGAUGCAAGGGGGUCAGAGGAGAUCCAGGUCAGAUCUCUACAGAGAAACCCACACCUGGAGAACCUGGAAAACCAGGGCGCCCUGGAUUCAGGGGACCUAAAGGACAGCAAGGUGUUCCAGGUACCUACUGUCUCCCUGGAGCCUCAGGACCACCUGGGGACCCAGGUGUGUCAGGGCCCACAGGGUUUCAGGGCUCACUGGGAAUUAAAGGUAGUUGUGGUGGCUGUUCUUGUGGCGUUCCUCUUGUACUAAGAGGUGCACCUGGCCCUAUGGGUGACUUGGGAUUUCCAGGGUUCCAAGGAUCCCCCGGACCCACAGGUCCUCGGGAGAGGUCGGGCCGGAUUCCCGGGUUCAAAGGCUUUAAAGGACAGAAAGGAGAUUUAACGGUGGAGGAUAUUGAAGGUGAGAAGGGAAACAAGGGACAGCAGGGCCCUGCAGGCAGACAAGGUUCCCAGGAAGAAGAGGACAGACUGGGCCCCCAGGGGUCCCUGGAAAUCCCGGUUUCCAGAAAUUUCCGACCGUGCCUGAAGGCAGCACCCUCCUCCUCCUCCUCUGUGCGUCUUCAGUCCCAGAGCCGCAGCUUUCUCCUCACACUGAGUCGAGCUUUUCUCCGCUGUCUCGUCGCCCGGUGUCCGGCUCCUGGACGCCUCAGCCCGGCUCCUGGUGACAGUGUGACCCGCCGCUCCGCCACCAUGUCCCCGCGCUGUGAGUAA